Mus caroli (Ryukyu mouse) is the source of this 679-nucleotide messenger RNA. The record is from RefSeq and is a predicted model, not a curated record. Lineage: Eukaryota; Metazoa; Chordata; Mammalia; Rodentia; Muridae.
GAAGGUAUGCUCCUGCCUUUGUUUCUAAGAGCUUCCUGGCUUUCAGAAUCUUGCCUCUAUAAUGUCACCUAGGAAUGCAUUUUUUUUUCACGAAUACAAGGAAAGUUUCUUCCCACUGGAAACACUGAAUCCAGAUGGACAACCAGUUGAACCUCAGACCACUCAAAAGGAGUGCCGCCAGCGGAUGUUAAUGAAACGAUUGGAUGUGACAGUGCAGUCCUUUGGAUGGUCCGAUAGAGCAAAGGCAAUAACAGAUAACAUCGCAAGAAUUUACCAGCCCAAAUGUUAUGCUUUGUCGCCAAGACAACAGUCACAUUGGCACAUCUGCUUGCGGCCCUGUGAAGAUCUGUCUAACAUCAUCAGGAUAAGCAGCGGUAUCAGCCGGGAGAAGAUGUCAUGCGCCAUUAAUCAGAAUGAACUGCAAGCUAUACACAACACUCAACUGUGGCAUCAGAGAGACAGUUUGAAGUGCAUGUCUAUUAAAAGCACAAUGGAAAAUCCUCUUCAGAGCCUUGUGGGACCAUCAAAUACUGGGCUGACAGUGGAAAUGGUGAUUACCACAGUAGUAGCAGAAGCCAUAGUAAUGAUGAAAGCACUAGCAAACUCAGUUCCUGGGGUAGCAGAAUUGUCAACAGCAGCAAUGGCGACUGUGGUAGCAGCUGAGGUGGCUGGAUGUUAA